AACAAGAGUGAGUGAGUGAUUGAGUGAGUGAGUGAGUGAGUGAGCGAGCGAGUCAUUGAGUUAGAAAAGACGAGACAAAAUGCCGAUCAGCAGGUUUUCCGGUUCAGUAUCAGCACCAAAAGUAGAUGUAGCCAUAGACAUGGGCAAUCCUUUUCUCAAUCUCACCGCCGAUGGUUUUCUCAAGAUCGGCGCUGUUGCAGCAACAAGAGUGCUGGCUGAUGAGACAUUCCAUGCUAUCAAACGAGGAUCCAUUUCAUCUAGCAAUUUUGAGCACACCCUGAAAAAGAUGUGCAAAGAAGGUGCUUAUUGGGGAACUGUCGCCGGAUUAUAUGUUGGGAUGGAAUAUGGAAUGGAGAGAGUUCGUGGCACUCGUGACUGGAAAAAUGCAAUGGCCGGUGGUGCACUCACCGGAGCUUUAAUAUCUGCUGUUAACAGCAAGAACAAAGACAAGAUUGUGACAGAUGCAAUCACAGGAGGUGCCAUUGCAACUGCUGCAGUAUUUAUCAACUAUCUCACCUAAAUCGACGAAAAUCAAAAUUUCCGCAGCAUCUUUGGAAAAUAACUAUUAGAUUUCGAGCUAUUAUGUAACUGUAUUUUUGACGUAUAUUAAAAUGAAACAGCAGAUUUCUGUGCAAUCAAUCUAUAUGCUGAAAUGUUGAUUUCGAAAAUCAUAAUAAAACGAGUCUCAUUUUAAAUCCUCA
This is a messenger RNA of Mercurialis annua (annual mercury), 701 nucleotides long. Its product is annotated as outer envelope pore protein 16, chloroplastic. NCBI's taxonomy places the organism in Eukaryota, Viridiplantae, Streptophyta, Magnoliopsida, Malpighiales, Euphorbiaceae. The coding region runs from base 80 to 520 and encodes 146 amino acids. Gene Ontology annotation, biological process: protein import into chloroplast stroma. Gene Ontology annotation, molecular function: amino acid transmembrane transporter activity. The record is from RefSeq and is a predicted model, not a curated record. Gene Ontology annotation, cellular component: chloroplast outer membrane. The transcript is spliced from 6 exons.